Talaromyces stipitatus ATCC 10500 is the source of this 3475-nucleotide messenger RNA. Its product is annotated as mRNA binding protein Pumilio 2, putative. Gene Ontology annotation, cellular component: cytoplasm. Bases 1 to 2832 code for a protein of 943 amino acids. Gene Ontology annotation, biological process: nuclear-transcribed mRNA catabolic process, deadenylation-dependent decay. NCBI's taxonomy places the organism in Eukaryota, Fungi, Ascomycota, Eurotiomycetes, Eurotiales, Trichocomaceae. Gene Ontology annotation, molecular function: mRNA 3'-UTR binding. The transcript has 4 exons. The record is from RefSeq and is a predicted model, not a curated record.
AUGGCUUCUACUAUGGCUACAAACAGAGCGGCCAUUCAUAGCAAUGUACGAAUCUCAUUACCACUUUUGUUUACUGCCAAGUUGUCUCAACAAAAGCUGAUUCUUCUCCAGGUUCGGCCAAAUCGUAUCGGUACAUCGACACUCAACGGCGACCGUACAAACUCUACACACAACGCCGGGAUGACCAACGGCUUUCCUGCUAGUAAAGAUCGCUGGAAUAACAACAUAUGGUCCAGAAAUACAUUCGGGUCGGACAGUGAGACUGAAAGCACCGUAACUAGAGAAAAUGCUUUCCAAGGAAAAUCCGGUUCCAGUUCUCUUUUAGCGACAUCAGAAUCCGAAGGAUGGGCUGGUCGUGCUAGUCUUCCUUGGAAUACAGUCGGCUCAGCAUCCACCUUGAACAGCAUCAAGACAUCUCCUAUUGAAGCUCGCACAGGCGAUCGAAGCGCACCAACCAGCGCUGGAAGUGGAGAGAACAGCUCAUAUUUCUCACUACCUCGGACUGCAAUCGGCCAGAAUGGAAGCUCAGCUGCCUCGAAAACUUACCUGGGCUCGAACGCGGAUAGUUAUUCAGUACCAGCUACCGAGGGGCUAUCGCUGUCCAACUUCGGGAACUUCAGGAAUGACGACCAGACGCAAUUCCCCUCGUUUUCGAGCAACCAGACUACCGGUGCGUUCCAAAGGAAGUCCAGUUUGGUCCCAACUACUACGCAACGAUCUGAAGAUGUUCUGGGAUCCGUGAGUGCUGGUCCAUUCUCGCACGUUGGGUCGGAGUCUAUUUCGUCUGGUUCCACUCGUCUUGUCGGUUCCAACAACUAUUCUCACUCAGCCUACCAGUCAUACCAAUCGGACGCGCAUAAUAUGGGAUCCCGUCUAUCGAGUGGACAGAUCGAGAUCAGCGCAGGUUUGAACCAACUGCAUUUGAACGAUAACGGCUAUCAGAAUGCACAUCGAAAUGCAUACGCUCAUCAUGACUCAUUCGACAUUUCUGGCAACCGCUUCAACAGUAACUUGGAUGAUGUUAACUAUCAAGACAUGUCCAACUAUGUCGCCGACUUCUCAAACGAUGGCCCGCUAGCAUCCUAUCAAGCCUUGUCCAGACUUGGUGAACGUGAUCAGUCUCCUGCUAACGACUAUGCUCGCGGACUUGGCAACUCCUUCUACCCAAGUACACGGACACCCCCGGUUGCAGUUAAUCAGCUCCGCCCUUCCUCUGGUCAUCGCAUGUCGGCACAAAUCAGUGAUGGACAACAACUGCUAGACCGUAGGCUUCGGGGACUGCAACAGGAGCAAGAAUUCAACCCCGCUGCAGGGGCUGCCAUGCAGCAGCGAGUCUCAAUUCCUAAUUGCUAUGAUCUGUCUGGCUACUCAGCUGCUCGCUUGAACGGCUUUCCUCAAUACUUGCAGAUGUCAUAUAACAAUUUGGCACCAGCGAUUGUGCAACGUGUCUCUCACCGCGAGCCGGAUCCCAGCCAGGUUGUUCGCAGCCCACUACUUGAAGAGUUCCGAACUCAUAACAAGUCAAACAAACGAUACGAGCUGAAGGAUAUUUACAACCAUAUUGUGGAAUUCAGUGGUGAUCAGCAUGGUUCCAGAUUCAUUCAGCAGAAACUCGAGUCGGCCAAUAGCGAUGAGAAAGACCAAGUGUUCCGUGAGAUUCAGCCGAAUUGCUUGCAACUCAUGACUGAUGUCUUUGGUAAUUAUGUCGUCCAAAAACUUUUUGAGCACGGCAAUCAGUCUCAAAAACGAAUUCUCGCGAACCAGAUGAAGACUCACAUAUUGGCUCUGUCAACCCAGAUGUACGGUUGCCGUGUUGUUCAGAAGGCCUUGGAGCACAUCCUGACCGAUCAACAAGCGGCCAUGGUGAAGGAGCUCGAUCAGCAUGUCAUGAAAUGCGUGCGUGACCAGAAUGGUAACCAUGUCAUUCAGAAGGCCAUUGAGCGGGUUCCCACGCAGCACAUUCGCUUUAUUAUCGAUGCCUUCAAGGGAAAUGUCAAUAAGCUAGCCACUCACCCGUACGGCUGUCGGGUCAUUCAACGUAUGCUCGAACAUUGCGAGACGCCUGACCGCGAAUCAAUUCUUGCAGAACUUCACGUAUGCACGGAACUAUUGAUCCCAGAUCAAUUCGGCAACUAUGUCAUUCAACACGUUAUUGAGAAUGGCGAAGAGAAGGACCGAUCUGUCAUGAUUAAAUCUGUCAUCAAAAACGUUCACAACUUUUCCAAGCACAAGUUCGCCAGCAACGUCGUUGAGAAGAGUAUCGAAUUCGGAGAGGAGAGCCAGCGACGAGAAAUCAUCCGACUGCUUACAGCGCACAAUGAUCGCGGUGAGAGUCCAUUGCUAGCCUUGAUGCGAGAUCAGUAUGGAAACUAUGUCAUUCAGAAAGUCCUCGGGCAAGUUAAGGGAUCAGAGCGGGAGAUGAUAAUCGACGAGAUUAAGCCGUUGCUCAGUCAGCUGAAGAAAUUCAGCUACGGAAAACAAAUCAUGGCAAUUGAGAAACUCAUUGUUGACCCUAACGCUCCGACAGUUGCUGCAAACUCGUCCACCACCCCCCCUGCAUCACACAAGUCUUCACCUCAGCCGUCUCGCAGAUCGCUUGCCGAAAUGCGACCUUUGAUCGGCGGCGCAGCACCUCCUACUCCUCCACCCACCGACACUCAGAGUCUUCAUGGAGGGUCUGCUACUGACGGCUCAGUUGACGGACCUGUCGAUAGCUCGAAGGGGCUGGCUACCACUUCUAUUGCUGCCAUUCCUGACUCUACAACGGCCACUCAUCAGACUGGAGCUGAGGUGACUGUGGCGGUCAGUGUUCCAUCUGAAUCACGAGCAUAAAUGACGGGAUCUCAUAUUCAGCGGUGCGAUUUACUAAUUUUCUCAAUUCUGCUAUGUUUCAUAUUCUAUUAUUAUCGUCGGGAGGGCCAUAUACAUACAGGGAUUCUUCAGGGGAGAUAUAUCUGGUUUUUUUUUUUUUUUCUUUUUCUUUCCAUGUUCAAACUUUCUGUUCCUGUGUCCUUUUUUUUCCGUUAUCACCUACUUGCCCCUCUGAUUAUUUUUAUAACUUUCAUUGUGUUCAUGUACGGGGCAUGCUGGCAUGGGGCUAUAUACUGUGUCAGUGAACAGAUUCUCUCCCUUCUGUUUUAUGCGAUGAGGCGUCGGACGGUGCGAUGAAAUUUUCGAUUGCAUACCCCGAUUGCCACGAAGAUAUGCCUAUUUAUACUCGGUUUAAUAUCCGUCACUCAUAUCCCGGUUUCAUCUGGCGUGGGCUGCGGCGUCUUUUUCUUAUGGAGAUGAUUCGCUUGAUUGUUUAUUUUUUCUACUUCAUCUUGUCUUGCUGGGAAAUACUCUGCUUGCUUAUUAUUCUUGCUUCGAGGAAACAAACAUUUCAAACAAACGAUGAAUGGGAAUGGGAGCAUGCUAGAGGCAAUGACAUGGGAUUCGCUUUAUUCUUAUAGAUACUUAAUUCAGAUUGCUUGAC